This is a messenger RNA of Heteronotia binoei (common prickly gecko), 581 nucleotides long. RefSeq names its product NADH:ubiquinone oxidoreductase subunit A5 (gene NDUFA5). NCBI's taxonomy places the organism in Eukaryota, Metazoa, Chordata, Lepidosauria, Squamata, Gekkonidae. The record is from RefSeq and is a predicted model, not a curated record. Gene Ontology annotation, biological process: respiratory electron transport chain. Bases 133 to 483 code for a protein of 116 amino acids. The transcript is spliced from 5 exons.
CUUCUCUCCCCCCCCACCUCCUCUGGAGGCUGCGCACGCGCCCUGAGUUGCCUAUUGGCUUUUGCCAUUGGUCGACCAAAAGCGACGCUAUUGCUGUGUCUUCCACCUUCAUACCCGGCUGUAUGAGUGGCAAUGGCUGGCGUGCUGAAGAAGACUACUGGACUUGUGGGGCUUGCUGUCAAUGAAGCUCCGCAUGAUCGCCUGAGGAUAUUGUAUACAAAAAUUUUUGCUGCUCUGCAGAACGUGCCCAGAGAUGCUGCCUACAGGAUCUAUACAGAGAAAAUUGUAAAUGAGCGAUUUGAUCUGGUAAAAACAGAGCCUGAUGUGCAGAAACUAGAAAACAAAAUAAAUUGUGGACAGAUAGAAGAAGUGAUUUUGCAGGCUGAAAGUGAGCUCUCUCUAGCCCGGAAAAUGGUGCAGUGGCGGCCAUGGGAGCCAUUAGUUGAAGAACCGCCUGCUGAUCAGUGGAAGUGGCCAGUCUAGUCUGUACUGUUUGUAAAUUCUGGAAUAGAAGAAUACUUCAUUAAAUGUAUGCUGGAUGUGGAUGAAAAUAAUCUUUAAAUAUAAUGCUACUUAUAAUA